Messenger RNA from Manacus vitellinus (golden-collared manakin), 528 nucleotides. RefSeq names its product ribosomal protein L19 (gene RPL19). Gene Ontology annotation, cellular component: ribosome; cytosolic large ribosomal subunit. The annotation marks the transcript as partial. Gene Ontology annotation, molecular function: structural constituent of ribosome; RNA binding. Gene Ontology annotation, biological process: translation. Lineage: Eukaryota; Metazoa; Chordata; Aves; Passeriformes; Pipridae. The transcript is spliced from 4 exons. The record is from RefSeq and is a predicted model, not a curated record.
GGCUCCAGAGGAGGUGUUGGCCGUGUUUUGCAGGGCAGCAGAUCCGGAAGCUGAUCAAGGACGGGCUGAUCAUCAGGAAGCCGGUGACCGUGCACUCCCGCGCCCGCUGCAGGAAGAACACGCUGGCCCGCAGGAAGGGCCGGCACAUGGGCAUCGGUAAGAGGAAGGGCACGGCCAACGCCCGCAUGCCCGAGAAGGUCACCUGGAUGCGCCCCCGCAGGUACCACAGCCUGUACCUGAAGGUCAAGGGCAACGUGUUCAAGAACAAGCGGAUCCUCAUGGAGCACAUCCACAAGCUGAAGGCGGACAAGGCCCGCAAGAAGCUCCUGGCGGACCAGGCGGAGGCGCGGCGCUCCAAGACCAAGGAGGCGCGGAAGCGGCGGGAGGAGCGGCUGCAGGCCAAGAAGGAGGAGAUCAUCAAGACCCUCUCCAAGGAGGAGGAGGCCAAGAAGUGACCCCGUGGGCUGUCCCUGCCAGGGAGUGUGUUCCAGCUUCCAGCACCCAAUAAAAAACCAUCCGGGACCCCUC